Messenger RNA from Schistosoma rodhaini, 2884 nucleotides. NCBI's taxonomy places the organism in Eukaryota, Metazoa, Platyhelminthes, Trematoda, Strigeidida, Schistosomatidae. The record is from the annotation of a GenBank genome assembly.
AGAGGGAAGUUUGUACUCUCAAGGAUGUUUGUGUGAAUACUUCCAACUACUGUUCAUUAGAAUUCAAUACAGGCUAGUCAUUUACCUAUUACUAUACCAGUAACCUACUACAAAACACAAUGGGGAAUUGUAUUUUUGCUGGAAAGAAGUUGUUUAGUCAAUGCUACAGUCAUCUUGGACAAAGUAGAAAAUCCUCUGCCGAGUUUGAUUGCUUAAUUGGAAAGGAGAAGUACAGGAGUGUAAAACCAAUCAAAGAACCACGAAAUAUGAUCAAUGAGUACAUGUCAUGGGCCUUGAGUCACAGUCAUUCACCUCUUGUCUUCGACGAUGCUAUGUCUCGCUCGUCACUUUCUUCGCAUUUUGAUGAGUCAAAUAUACCAAUUUCUUCUAGUUGGGUUAGUGAUGGGGCGCGCAGUGAUGCUUCUCAUGUAUUGUAUAAAGAAUUAGAUCCGUUAAAUAAAUCAACAUCUAUGGAACUUGAUAAGGAAAACAAUACGGCAUUCUAUAAAGAGGGGAGUUGGAUUACUGUAGCAGAGCCUUCAAACGGGAAAUAUGCUGCAUCGGGAAACCCACAACAAAAUGUUUUCAGUGACAAAAUCAAGUCUUCUAUCAGCCAUUAUAUCAUGCCUCCGAAUACUGAACAAACAUCAGGAAAUAUACAUCGAGAUGAUAAGCGUAUCAUGGUACAUCCGCUUGUAGAAGAAGUUGAUGGAUUGGAACUCGCUCGUCUGGCUAGGCGAUUGUGGGAUCAUAAUAAAACCAAAUAUGGUAAACCUGUCGGUUCUAAUGAAAAGACUGGAAGCAAAUCCUAUUCAAAGUCGACACCUCUCAGACGUCCCACUGUUUUAAGACUGCGUUCUACUCCACAGACUGUUUUAUCAGAUAUGGAUAAGUCUUCAGUGUCAAAUAUUCAAUUUGAGUCACCCGAUAUGGAUUCAGCCUUUGAUUUAGCAUGGGACCAUGAAGUGGACUUAAAUAUUUCCAAUACUGAAGUGAGAAGAUCAUAUGGUAAACAUGUUCUACAAUCUGUUAUUUCACAUGAGUUCGAUAGCGAAGGACACUGUAAUCAAUUUAUAGCUCGUAACCGGUUUUUCGACUCAAAACAAAAAUCAACAAUACCAACCGUAUAUAAUCCCCAUCCUAGUCAAACUUCAUCAGUUGCCAUUCUCCCCGUACGAAAUGAUAAUUUUCAUCCCAUUACAGACAACCGAUGGGUUUCAAGUGAUAGAUUGCCUGGGAAUGCACGUAGUGGUGUAAAAAAACAUAUACCAUCGCAAACUGCUAUACCAUGCUCCAACUUAAUCUUAUCACCUACAUCUAAUAGUAGUAAUGUUGAUACAGAAUACAAUGCUGGUAAAGUCACUCCUAGACUUGCAUUUCCAGACAAUUUAUUUGACUCUGGAUUUGUUGGUGGCGGUGGCAGUAACAUGAUUAGCAGCUUCUCAGAUUUCGAUGAUGUUGAUGAAAAUGUUAUCGGUAUGAAUGAAGGGAAACCAGUAGACAAUUUGAUCACUGAUCUAUCUACUGAUCAUUCAAGUGAUUUUCUUUGGGAACAUGAGUUAUUCAUUCCACAAACAUGUUAUAAAGCAAAAGGUGUUCACUGUCCAACUACUGUAUAAUACUACAACUACUAUUACUAUCAAGUUCUACUUGUAACAACUAUGAUAUUUGCAAUUAUGUUUAUUUUUAAAAUAAAAUAAAAACAAAGCAACGAAACUUCACAUGAAUAAUGUAGAAGAGGAUUUAUUGGAUUAAAUUGAUUAUUUAUCAUAACCUUAAGGUUCAUUCAGAAUAUUUAUUCUUCUUUUCGCUUUGUUUUGUUAUCAAUUUAUUGUUUUUGUCAUUAUAUCAAAUAAUGAAGGUGUGAAAAAUUAAUUUCUACUCUGUAUUGAUUGAUAAAUUUUUCGCUUUUUAAUUUCUUCCUUUAUUUUUCAAAAAAAUGUUUUAUCAAACCGGUUAUUUUGUUUUCUUUUAAUUUGCAACCCUAGCCAAUAAAUAUAAUCAGUUGUUCUAUCGCUUCUCUCUCUUUCCAAUUCUUUUUGUUAUUGUCGCAUCUCUUUUAUCUCCUACAUAAAUCCUAUUUACUUACCUUAAUCAAAACUACUUGCAUUUGAUUGACUUGCUUGUGUUUUUGUUUACUUGAAUGCCUUUUUCGUGUUCACUGAUUGAUCUUAAAACCGACUUUUAUCAUAAUUUAUACUCAUUAAAAUUACCUUGCUGAUCUAUUUGUUCUGUCCACUGAUCCUUCAUUUUCGUGGUUGAAGGAUUUUUAAUCUGUUCCCUCGCUGUCAAUCUUCAUGUUUCUACAGUGAGCGUUGUGCAUUUCUUCUUCAGCAUUAAAUUCAAUGAAAUUGGGAUAAUUAAUGGCCUUUAUAUUUUGGUUCAUUCUAUUUUAUUGCAUUUUGAUUUAGUCAGUUGAUAUUAACAGAUAUAAAUCACACAUUUAAUUAUAUUUGUCCUUGUCUCUAUUCAUGAAUGUAUUUGUUAUAAGGCAUUUUCAACGUAUAAUUCCUUCAGUAGGUGAUAAACAAUCGUCGGACUCAAUCUAACUUAGCUUGUCCGAUUACUUCAACGCAGUUGUGAUGACAGUUAUUUCUAACUUUAAUAGUUUUAGUUAUAAUCGUCUUUGCAACGUUGUACUGUUAUAUAAAUUGUUUAUAAUCUUGUAAAAUAUGAAAUAGCAACAGAUUUCUUAGAAAUGUCUCCGAAUAAAUUGUUUUCUUUCAUGUUUGUUCACUGUAGUUUCUAAUUGAUGGAAAGUUCCCAUUAUAUUAAAACACAACUAUAUCAACGAAGAAUAUUUUUUUGAAUUAUUUCUCAUCAGGUUCUACAACUGUAUAUCAAAAUUAUUAAUCCACAAAAAAUUGGCUUUGGAUAAUGUUGA